Molecule: messenger RNA, 1149 nt
Organism: Bicyclus anynana (squinting bush brown)
Lineage: Eukaryota; Metazoa; Arthropoda; Insecta; Lepidoptera; Nymphalidae
Product: carboxypeptidase B-like
Exons: 8
Coding region: 1-1149 (382 amino acids)
Biological process (GO): proteolysis
Molecular function (GO): metallocarboxypeptidase activity; zinc ion binding
Source: RefSeq, a predicted model, not a curated record
AUGGAAGAUUCUCGCUCCCAACUUGUGGCCGUUGACCGUCGGUCAAUUAAUCUAUUGUUUGAUGACGAAUGUUUCGAGGAUGACGACCCCGACAAAACCGAUAAUGGUACACAAACAAAACGCAUUUCACGCCAGAAAGGCAAAGCUGAAGUCAUACCAAGUUUAAUGUUCCAAAGGUCCUUAAAACAAAUGACUCUAUCGGAAAAGCCUGCAAAAAGAAGAGUAAAAUUUAUGAACUGGACGAAGUUUCACAAGCUAAACGUAAUAUAUUCAUUUAUGGAUGACUUAGAAAAGGAUUUCCCAGCCAUAUGCACAGUUUCAGUUAUUGGCAAAUCUGUGGAAGGAAGAGAUAUUAAGAUGUUGAAGAUAUCCAAUAGCGACGCCAGCAAUCCCGCAAUAUGGUUGGAUGCGGCGAUACAUUCUCGCGAGUGGAUCACUACAGCGGUAGUCACUUACCUUGCCGACUUCAUCGUCAGGAACUUCCACAAACUUUCCAAAUCCAUCACUGAUAAGGAUUGGUUCAUAGUUCCAGUGCUGAACCCCGACGGCUAUGUGUACACUCACACGAAGGAUCGUAUGUGGAGGAAGAACCGCGCCAAGCAAGACGGCGAGCGAGUUGGCGUUGACCUCAACAGAAAUUUUAGCUAUGGUUGGGGUAACAACGGAGAUGAAGGGUCAUCAGAUUUACCCAAUCAUGUAUUUUAUAAAGGACCUGCACCGUUUUCGGAGCCGGAAAGUUGUGCUGUGAGGGACACAAUACUAAGCUCGCAGACGAUGUUUAAGGUCUACCUCUCGUUCCAUAGCUACUACGAACUGAUUCUAUUCCCAUGGGGACACAAGGCAGAGCCGUGCCCCGACUAUCUGCGACUGCUGGAAGGCGGCACUGUCAUGGCAAGGGCAAUUUAUGAUAACAGCGGAAUGAUAUAUAAAGUGGGGUGCACAAAAGACCUUACAUAUUUCGCAUGUGGAACUAGCUCAGACUGGAGUUAUGGUAUUGCGAAAAUCCCAUACUCGUAUAUGAUAGAACUGCGCAGUAAGAAACAUAGAUUCAAAGUGCCAAACGACCAAAUUUUAGAAACGUGCCAUGAAAUUUGGCACGCAGUCGAAAGCUUGAUGGAGUUCGUUGAUAAACCACAGACCAAAUUUUAG